UAAGGAAGCUGCAAAUUCAGGGCCUCCCAGGAAGCAUCAUAAGGAAACUAAGGAAGAAACUAAGGAAUCUGGAUGCUUCUUUGUCAAAGGGACUAAUCACAAGAAAAAGAACUGCACUAAGUACCACGCUUGGCGUGCGAAAAAGGGGUUGCCUGAGCUGCCGAAAACUAAUUGAUGGUGAAAGAUACAUCUAUGUCGGUGAUGGCAGGCGGGUUGAAGUUGAGGCUAUCGGUGUUUUUAGAUUAUUAUUAAAGACUGGUUUUUAUUUGGAUUUGAAAGAGACAUUUGUUAUGUCGUCAUUUAGGCGAAAUUUAAUUUCUAUUUCUGCAUUGGACAAAUUUGGUUAUUCUUGUUCAUUUGGAAAUAGUCAGUUAAGUCUAUUUCAAGAUUCAAAACUUAUUGGUACUGGUCUUUUAUCAGUUUAUGAUAAUCUAUAUUCACUUGAUAUAAAUACCUCAUAUAAUGAAACCUUGCAUGUAAGUACUCGUGGUACUAAAAGAAAAUUAACAAAUGAGAAUUCGUUUUCAC
Molecule: messenger RNA, 528 nt
Organism: Cuscuta europaea
Lineage: Eukaryota; Viridiplantae; Streptophyta; Magnoliopsida; Solanales; Convolvulaceae
Source: the annotation of a GenBank genome assembly